AUGCAUUCAGAUGAUUUCAAAAGCGAGCGAACAACCCCUACCGAUGUAGAACGACAAUCAAUACAGAUCGAAGGCGCUGUCGAACACAUACAGCUCAAUGAACUCAAUCUACAAUCCCGGGGAACUCGACAAAUGUCAAAUUUGGAGACAAUCUCUGCAAGCUGGGUCAUUUGUGACAGCUGGGCUGGCGUAGCCGGUACUAUUGCUUUGGCUAUCUCUCAAGGUGGCCCGGUCACUUUGAUCUAUGGUCCAAUUGUCACAGUCCUUCUAGUCGGAGCUUGUGCCAUGACCCUCGCAGAGCUAGCCAGUGUGUACCCCACUGCUGGGGGUCAGUAUCACUGGACUUCAAUCUUGGCUCCGAGAUCUAUCAAUCGCUCUUUGAGUUAUUGUUGCGGUAUCACAAAUAUGUUCUCCUGGAUUGCGAUUUGUACCGGAAUUUCUAUCAUUCCAGCACAGUUGAUUUUAGGAAUUGCGAUCCUCUACAAUCCAACAUUCUCACCCCAGCCAUGGCAUUAUUUUUUGAUAUAUCAAGCCAUCAACGGUAUUGUGCUACUAUAUAACAUCACCCUUCUGAAGCGAUCUCUGUGGAUCCAUGACGUUUCAUUUUUUGUCACUAUUGCUAGCUUUCUUGUGAUUGUGAUAGCUUGUGUUACACGCUCAUCUCCCCAUUAUGAGCCGUCGAAAGCUGUUUGGGCCACUUUUCUCAAUGACAGCGGAUGGAGCUCCGGUGGAGUCGCAUUUCUCACUGGACUAGUGACUCCAAAUUACAUGUAUGCUGGUAUCGAUGGUGCACUUCAUCUCGCAGAAGAAUGCAACAACGCGAGUACGGUGGUGCCUCGCGCUCUGAUGAGCACGUUGAGUAUUGGAUUUGUGACCUCAUUCGCUUUUGUGAUUGCAAUGUUAUACUGUACCAGUGAUUUGAAUGCGGCUGUUCAGUCAAAAACAGGUGUCCCAAUCUACGAGAUCUGGCGUCAAGCAACUCGCUCAGAUACAGCCGCCACAAUCUUUGUUAUCCUCGUUGUUUUCGCAGCUGUGUUUGCACUCAUCGGUGGGCAACAAACUGCUUCACGACUGACUUGGUCUCUUGCAAGAGAUCAUGCCUUAAUUGGUAGUCAAUGGCUCAGUAAGACACAUCCAAAAUUAGAUGUCCCAGUGUGGAGUCUCAUUUUCAACUUCGUGGUCAUGUUCAUCAUCGGAUGCGUCUAUCUCGGUUCAUCCUCUGCAUUCAAUGCUUUCAUUGGCACUGGCUUAAUCCUGCAACAUAUAUCCUACGCCUUUCCAGCUGCUCUGUUAAUGUAUAGAAAACGAUCCAAGGUGUGGCUACCGCAAUCCCGAUCCUUUUAUCUACCAGGGCUUCUUGGGUGGACUGUAAAUGUUAUCACCAUCGGCUUUGCAAUCUUGGUGCUAAUUUUCUACAACUUCCCGACGGCAUUGCCUGUGAAUGGAACCAGUAUGAAUUAUACCUCGGCUGUACUUGGGGUGAUGGCUAUAUUUGCUGGCUUAAAUUGGCUGCUUUGUGCUAGGAAGAAGUAUUGCGGUCCGCGCCUUCACCGGUCAAGCGAUGGAGAGUAA
Messenger RNA from Penicillium soppii, 1572 nucleotides. Its product is annotated as putative choline transport protein. Gene Ontology annotation, molecular function: transmembrane transporter activity. Gene Ontology annotation, cellular component: membrane. Lineage: Eukaryota; Fungi; Ascomycota; Eurotiomycetes; Eurotiales; Aspergillaceae. The transcript is spliced from 7 exons. The record is from RefSeq and is a predicted model, not a curated record. Gene Ontology annotation, biological process: transmembrane transport. Bases 1 to 1572 code for a protein of 523 amino acids.